Ailuropoda melanoleuca (giant panda) is the source of this 3494-nucleotide messenger RNA. It is a transcript of the gene ZNF263, whose product is annotated as zinc finger protein 263. The coding region runs from base 558 to 2612 and encodes 684 amino acids. The transcript is spliced from 7 exons. The record is from RefSeq and is a predicted model, not a curated record. Gene Ontology annotation, biological process: regulation of transcription by RNA polymerase II. Gene Ontology annotation, molecular function: DNA-binding transcription factor activity, RNA polymerase II-specific; RNA polymerase II cis-regulatory region sequence-specific DNA binding. Lineage: Eukaryota; Metazoa; Chordata; Mammalia; Carnivora; Ursidae.
AGGGAUGACACUUGCGUUCUCUUCCUCACGGAUUUGAAGGCUUCUACUUCUGGGAGGGCGCAAGGUCAGCCAUGUGGUCCUCCAGCGCCCCAGCCCUCACCUUCGCAUACUGCCCUGCAGAGCAGCGGAUAGGCAAAUCUUCCCUUCUGGUUGGUCGGCGGUGAGUCUGUGGCGAGACCUGACCCAAUGGGCGCUAGAGUUCGCGGAUCGUGACCCGGAAGUUGGUCCCGAGGCUGCGCCGUUGGCUGUGGCCGCCUAACGCGCGCAGGGACUUCCGGCGUGAAGCCGAGCGCCUAGUCUUGCGUGAGACCGCGACGAGCGUAAAAGCGCGGUGUUCAGGUGCUGCCCUGGGGCGGGGGGAGUGGGGGCGUCCUGGCGGUGACGGAACCGGGGUUGGCGCGGCGGCGCCCGUGAUCGACUGAGGCCAAGGCGCCGGAGCCGGCUGCGCCCGGGUUGGGGCUGGGCUCUUUGGCCGGGACUUGCAGCCGCGGGGCCCGGGGAGCCUUCCCGGGCGGGCGCAGCGGGUUUCGGGGCCUAGGCCCUCCCGGGGCCUGACGAUGGCGUCGGGCCCGGGCUCCCAAGACCGGGAAGGGCUUCUGAUAGUGAAACUGGAGGAGGACUGCGCCUGGAGUCAGGAGCUGCCCCCGCCAGAUCCAGGGCCCAGCCCUGAGGCCUCCCACUUACGCUUCAGACGGUUCCGCUUCCAAGAGGCCGCUGGGCCCCGGGAAGCCCUCAGCCGGCUCCAGGAGCUUUGCCAUGAGUGGCUGCGGCCCGAGUUGCGUACCAAGGAGCAAAUCCUGGAGUUGCUGGUAUUGGAGCAGUUCCUGACCAUCCUGCCCCAGGAGAUCCAGAGCAGGGUGCAAGAGCUGCAUCCGGAGAGCGGCGAGGAAGCGGUGGCCCUUGUGGAGGACAUGCAGAGAGAGCUUGGGAGGCUGAGACUACAGGUCACAAACCAUAGGCGGGGAACAGAAGUGCUCUUGGAGGAGCCUUUGCCUCUGGAAACAGCACGAGAGUCACCGAGCUUCAAGUUGGAGCCAAUGGAGACUGAGCGAAGCCCUGGCCCCAGGCUGCAGGAGCUGCUAGGCCCCAGCCCCAAAAGAGACCCCCAAGCUGUAAAGGAGAGGGCAUUGUCUGCUCCCUGGCUUUCUCUCUUUCCUGCUGAAGGAAACAUGGAAGACAAGGAGAUGACUGGGCCCCAGUUGCCUGAGAGCUUAGAGGACGUGGCUAUGUACAUCUCCCAGGAGGAGUGGGGGCAUCAGGAUCCUAGUAAGAGGGCCCACUCCAGGGACACGGUGCAGGAGAGUUAUGAGAAUGUGGACUCACUGGAGUCUCAGGUUCCUAGUCAGGAGGCCCUGAGCACCCAGGUGGAACAAGGAGGAAAUCCAUGGGAUCCCAGUGUUCAGACUUGCAAGGAGGGCCUGCGUCCCAGAAGCCCAGCUCCAGGAGAAGAGAAGUUUGAGAACGAGGAAGAAAGUGCUCAGUCCGUUUCCCCUGAGAGCAUCCACCCCCAGGCACUGCUGCCUGGCCAGGCCAGAGGGGAGGUGCCCUGGAGUCCUGAGCAGGGAACGCCUCGGGACAGGGCAGAAGGGCACUGGGAGCCUCCCCCAGAGGAAGGGAUGGAGCCAUCCUUAGUGGGGGCCACAAGUUGCAGAGAACUGGGGCGACCAAAGGAAUUGCAGCCGAGGAAGCUCCACUUGUGUCCGUUGUGUGGCAAAAAUUUCUCUAACAACUCGAACCUAAUUAGGCACCAGAGAAUACAUGCAGCAGAGAGACUGUGUAUGGGUGUGGAGUGUGGUGAAAUCUUUGGUGGGAACCCACACUUUCUGUCACUACACAGAGCACACUUGGGAGAGGAGGCCCAUAAGUGCCUGGAAUGUGGAAAAAGCUUCAGUCAGAAUACCCACCUGACUCGCCAUCAGCGCACCCACACGGGUGAGAAACCCUAUCAAUGUACCGUGUGUGGAAAAAGCUUCUCUUGCAACUCAAACCUUCACAGGCACCAGAGGACACAUACAGGUGAAAAGCCCUACAAGUGCCCCGAGUGUGGGGAGAUCUUUGCUCAUAGUUCCAACCUCCUUAGGCACCAAAGGAUUCACACAGGAGAGAGACCUUAUAAGUGUGCCGAGUGUGGGAAAAGUUUCUCUCGCAGUUCACACCUUGUCAUACACGAAAGAACUCACGAGAAAGAGAGGCUUUACCCCUUCUCUGAGUGUGGGGAAGCGGUGAGUGACAGCACCCUCUUUCUUACAAAUCAUGGAACCCACAAGGCAGAGAAAAAACUCUUUGAAUGUUUGACUUGUGGGAAAAGCUUCCGGCAGGGCAUGCACCUCACCAGACAUCAGAGAACGCACACAGGGGAGAAACCAUAUAAGUGUAACCUUUGUGGGGAAAACUUCUCGCAUAGAUCAAACUUAAUCAGGCACCAGAGAAUUCACACGGGAGAAAAACCCUAUACCUGUCAUGAGUGUGGAGACAGUUUUUCUCACAGCUCCAAUCGGAUUCGUCAUCUGAGAACCCAUACGGGAGAGAGACCCUAUAAAUGUUCUGAAUGUGGAGAGAGCUUUUCUCGGAGUUCACGCCUUAUGAGUCACCAGAGAACUCACACGGGAUAGAAACAAUGGGAUUUCUCUUUGGCCCAGAUAAGGUGGCAUACUCAGAGGGUCCUGUUAAGAGCCGGCAUUCUUUGCCCAGCCCACCAAAUGAUCUGUUUUUAAAGUAAUUAUUAUAAAGAUGAACCACGUGGGGGUCACUGUGAGGGAGGUGCAGAGGCAGCAAAGGAUUAGUGUAGAGCUAAAACGGAAUUCUUUCCGAACUGUUGAGGGUGACAAGUCUUUGAGGUGACCUGUUCAGGGCAGAGUUCUCUAUGAAGUCCCUUGUCCCAGGGUGCACCUACUCCCUUGGUAUAUUUAGCCAGGUUGUGAUUUGGGUGCCUUACAGUAUCCAUUGUCUAUCCCAACAACUUUGGGAAUCCGUGUGACUUUGUUACUGCUUCCUCACUUGGAAUGUUCAGCGGGGGCAUUUGGGCUCCUGAGGCCUGGGACCAAGGAAGUAUUCUGGGAAACCAGCUCAUGGCCACAGAAGACUGGUUGGUGACUUGCAGCUCCCCCAAAAGCCCUGGCUGGGAAGCCAGGGGCCGUCCAUGGCAGCCACCACUGCGCCUCUAGGAUAGGAGAGCCCAUGCACAGGCCAGGCAUAUAAACGUCACCUCAGACCAAAAGGAACCAGAGAGCUGAGGGAAACAGUAAACUGGAGUUUGCAGUUCAGCGCAGGGACUGGCAGAGGAAACCCGAUUCUGAAUUAGCUGACAUUGCAGAGAUGAAGACUCACCCACUUCUGUCCAAGAGAGAAACAGAGCUCUGCGGUCUUCAGAGGGUUCCGCGAAAGCGAGGUUCCCUGGGAGGCUUUGCAAACGUGGCUCCUGGGGAAAUUAGGGAUCAUGCCUUUCCCUGUUGAAAAUAUGUUUGGAUGGUAAUAAAUAUCUUCAGGAAACAUGA